AUGAUGGAUCAACUGAAGGAGCAGAGCAAGAAGGCGAGCGACAAGCUCGAGAACUUUGCCAAAAAGACACAACAAGAGCUAGAAAAGACCAGUAAAAAAGCACAAAAAAGUAUCGAAAAGGCUGCCAAGCAGACACAACAAGAGCUAGAAAAGACCAGUAAAAAGGCGCAGGAGUGCACCGAAAAAGCGGCCAAACAGGCCAAAGACAGUAUCAACAAGAGCACGGAACAGGUCAAGAAAGCCAUUGAGAGGGAUAGCGGUCAAAUGAACUCGGCUCGAGAGUCUAUUCAUAUUGAUAUCAAGGACAAGAAGAAAAAGGCCAAAUUACGUCGUAAGGACUCGAGCGACGAAGACACCGACGAAGAGGACGGACUAUUACACGACAUUGGUGACGAGUUCGACCAGCUCACGCUUAAUCAGCGUGCACUGUGCGCCGUUGGCUGCUAUGUGCUCAGUGGUCUCUUCGCCUUCGCAGCCACGGUGAUGCUGUUCACGGGUGUGCACCACGUGCGCUUUUACGCACUCUUCUAUUCGCUGAGUAACGUUGCCACCUUCUGCAGUCUCAUUUUCAUUAUGGGUCAAAAUCGUCUUCAGAAACGUAUGCUUUCGAGCAAACGAAGCGUGACUGGUCGUGCGUGGAUGGGUUCUAUGGCGCUCACGAUCACUGUGGCCUUCUUUUGGUCUUCACACUGGUUUAUUGUGAUCGUACUGCUUCUGUUGCAGUUUGGUAGCAUGAUCUGGUACAGUACUUCAUACAUCCCUUUCGGACGUAAGUUUCUGCACAAGUACAUGGCUAAGAGAAUCGUGCUGGUAGAUGCCAUGGAUGGCAAAAUCGAUGGUAAGUAA
Molecule: messenger RNA, 846 nt
Organism: Peronospora farinosa
Lineage: Eukaryota; Oomycota; Peronosporomycetes; Peronosporales; Peronosporaceae
Source: the annotation of a GenBank genome assembly